UCCUCAAAAAAGAUAUUUGAAACAACUUUCAUUUUGAUUGCAAAAUAAGUUUAAAAUUAUUGAUUUCGUUGUAUGAAACAUGAUCGUCUUUUUUAAAGGUACGAAGACGUACCGCUAGCUUCUUUAUUUACCAAAUUAUCUAUGAAGUCAAUUCAGUUAAACAACGACCGAGUGCAAUAAAGCACAAUGAGCUGUUCCCUGUACCUAGGUCUUUUGACUGCUCAGGCAUUAAGUAAUUGAUUACUAGCCAACCAAUAGAUGCUUUUGGAAGAUUUGCUGAAGCCUGUUUCCCUGACCUAGCUAUAAUGCGCAAUAAGUAGGAAUCAUUUUGAUAUAUUCGCGUCAUACAUGUAGGGAUACAGGAUAAAAAAUUUCACAAGUGCUGAAGUCAGAAUGAUGAAAACAUUGAUACAUUUAUUUCCACUCCUCGUUGUGUGUAACUGUGUUAUGUUCGAACAUCUCAAAGAAGGAGCAACAUGCCCAGAGUUGUUCUUAUCGGAAUACCAGGAAAAGAAUAUGGAAUGUUUAGAUGAAAAUAAAACUGCUCACUGUUUGAUUGAUGAUCAGAACAAUCAUGGCUUGGUUUGUGAAAACAUCUUGAAAAUCCCGAAAGGAAAGUGUCCUUUCUUUGACAACAAGAAAGAGAGAAUGGCUAUCAGGCAAUGCCAAGGGAAGAACUGUCCAAGCGAGGAAAUAUAUUCACCAGCUGCAGUAAAAUUUGAUGGCUGUUAUGAAGAAUACAGGCAUGAUGAACUUUGAUGAAAUGAUGCUUCCAAAAGACCAAAAUUUGAACAUGAUAUAAUUUUUUAAUAUUUCAAAUUGGAUAAUUUCUGAAAAAUAAACUCACUUCGGAACA
Messenger RNA from Magallana angulata, 856 nucleotides. RefSeq lists its product as uncharacterized. The transcript is spliced from 5 exons. The record is from RefSeq and is a predicted model, not a curated record. Lineage: Eukaryota; Metazoa; Mollusca; Bivalvia; Ostreida; Ostreidae. The coding region runs from base 394 to 759 and encodes 121 amino acids.